AUACUGAAGGAGGUUGAGAAAAGUGAGGAUGACAGUGAACAAGUCUGCCAAGACAUCCCUAGAACCUGUUCAUCUUUGUCCACUUCUUUAAAUGGUCGUAGUUCCUUGUCCAGCUCUUCAAAGAGUCCUAGGUCAGAGUGUGAGUUAGAGAUCAACCUCCCUGGCACUCCCAUCCCUGACGAAGUGCCUUUUGAUCUGACCUGCCCCAUCGUCAGGAGCUCCUGCAUCGACACCAGGGUCUCUAAAAUGCCAGAGAUUUCUUCAAGUGACCUAAAGACAAAGAUGAUGGCACACACAGAUGAACCCCUGCAUCGUAACAGUCCAAUGACUGACAGCAGUCGACCACCGAGUGCAAAAGCCUCUUUUCGAUCCUCCACUCCGUCUUUCACCAGCAAGGGAACCUCUUUGGUACCAAAGGGAGAUGGGAUUGACAUUGAAGAGAAGGAGGAGUGUAUCCCCAGCAGCUCUGGACAUCUGAGGGAGCUCUUAAUCACCCCGGACAUCAGCAGUGCCACUGCAUUACCACUGCAGUACUUGAUGGACUCCAGCAAAGAUGAUGGCAUCUGUUUUGUCCCCAUACUGGUGAUAAGGUUGCUAUCGGAGAUCAGACCCUCAGCCCUAGAUGGACCCUCCCAACAGGCAGCAGAUCUGACAGAAACAUCUCAGCAACUCAUCAGACAAGUCCUGUCUGAGUUCUGUGCUGCAUCCAGAUUCUCCAGGACAAAGGCAUAUUCGCAGAACCUGAACAUCCAAAGGGUGUUCAGAGGUGUACAUAAAAACCUCAUGGAGGAGUUUGGCUCUUAUAACACCCUGCAAGCAGCUCUUUCCUCCCAGGACCCUGCAUUUGACAGAGUCCUGGUAAAGUCCUUGACCCAGCAGCUGGUACAGGGAUGCAAGGAGGCGUCAAGACCAGCUUCUGCUGCAACAAACCCAUCAGACCAGGCUGAGACAGAGAGGGGGGCUGAGCAGAAAGCAAGAAGGAGCUUCCUUUGCUUUUCAAUGACCAAACUCAGGAUCAACUUCAAGCGUUCCAAGAGAGGAAACAAAAAGGACUGCCAUUCAGUCCAGGAACAGACUGAGAUUCCCUCUACUGACGGACAUUGCAUAGAGCGUGAAAUGGGAGGAUCCCCGGAUGACCAAAAUAAGGUUGUGGGGAAUAUGAAGGAUGAAACAGAGACACAUGAGACCAACAAGAACAGGACAGGAGGCAAGGCUAAACGUAAGUCCAGUGGCCGUGCCAAGAAGACUUCCGUGGAGGAGGACAGCAGCAUUGGUGCAGAGUCUUCUCAGACACCCGGGUGUGGUUUCCGGGAAAGGGGAUCUAUCAUUGAGCAGCUGGAGAAGGAGGCUCAGAGGACUCUAAUGCCUUCUCUCAAGAUUGAGACAUGCUGUGCCCCAAUCCUCCUCUCCUUCCUGAGGAGUCUAACUGAUGACCAAUGGAGAGUGAUUCAGCAUGGCAUGAAAAAUAACCUCACAUUCGAGCAGCUCUCCAUGCUGUGUCUGAAGAUUGUUAAAGUCGUGACCCAGACAGCCCUCCGCAUUCUCCUACCAGCGCUAGCUCGUAUCAUGGGGGUGAACCUGAGGAGUGGGCCAACCUCCCCAGAAUCCCAGUGCUCUCUGAUAGGGUCUGAGGAUUCCUUAGGCAGUCUGGAUGAGAGAGAGAAAAGGCUGCUGAUCAGUGAGAUGAACAACUGGACUAAGGAGAGUGCAGGGUGCCGCCAAAAUUCCACUCGCAGAACCUCAUCACCAUGCUGUUCGCCUAAGAGGUCCCAGACCUCAUUGCAGAGCUUGCCUGCAACUAGAGAGGCUCCCCUCAUGGAGGAGCCUCUGAAGGCUCUUUUUGGGGUAACGGAAGAGAGCCUCCUGAUAUCCCUGGUUGAGGGUCACUCCAACCCCACCUCCUCCAGCUCCUCCGAGUUGAGCUGUGCUAUCGUGGGGGGAGGUGGUACACCAGCUUAA
Messenger RNA from Oncorhynchus keta (chum salmon), 1959 nucleotides. RefSeq lists its product as uncharacterized. The coding region runs from base 247 to 1959 and encodes 570 amino acids. NCBI's taxonomy places the organism in Eukaryota, Metazoa, Chordata, Actinopteri, Salmoniformes, Salmonidae. The transcript is spliced from 8 exons. The record is from RefSeq and is a predicted model, not a curated record.